Molecule: messenger RNA, 525 nt
Organism: Cotesia congregata
Lineage: Eukaryota; Metazoa; Arthropoda; Insecta; Hymenoptera; Braconidae
Source: the annotation of a GenBank genome assembly
AUGAUUACAGCGCUACCAGUGCCUUCAGUGAAGGUCUUCCACAAAACAUACUACCACGAAAAAGCUCGAACCGGAGCGAGUCAACCUGGAAGCCCUCUCACAGAUAGCGAAGCAAUCGUCGCCUUAACGGAAAAAGAACAACCCGAGUAUUUUUUCUGUGGCAAGAUAAACGCUCUACAUGUCGUCGUAGGUUCUAUUCUCUUGGGAGUUGUUGUUCUCAUUGUCGGGCUGGUGCAGCUGGCACCAGGAGCUGAAGCUGCGCAAUAUUCAACGGCACUCAUCGGAGUCGGAUGCACCCUCUUGGCCCUCGGCGCCCUUCUGGCACAGUUGAGAGCUCUCUGGCUCAGAAGAAAGAGGGCUGCCCAGAAAGAUUCCACUCAUCAACGGAGUGUUACCAGUAUAGACAUGCUCUUAGCCCAACAUAGGGACUUUACGGUUCUCACGCCAGAUGAGCUUGAAGACCUUGUCGGUAAGCCAACCCCCGUUCUCGAGAACAAGGUCCGCAAACACGGGAAUAAUACCUAG